Molecule: messenger RNA, 1113 nt
Organism: Adineta steineri
Lineage: Eukaryota; Metazoa; Rotifera; Eurotatoria; Adinetida; Adinetidae
Source: the annotation of a GenBank genome assembly
AUGAAUGAAACCUUUAGCAAAUGCGAUGGCACCGACGAACCACUUGAUGUAUCAUACAAAAGAUCAUGCCCAUUAGGUAUCUAUGAUUGCAGAGAUAUACAGAUUAAUAGAAAUUCUUUACAGGAACAUUAUUUGUCUGAACAACAUCAAAGAAGUCUCGUCAGACGUAUACAGCAGUUUAUCGAAAGUACGAAUGAUGAUUCCACGAAAACAAAUAUAGAUAAAGAUAAAGAAAAUACUUCAAUACAAUCAAUUUAUGAGAAACUAUCAAUAUUGACACAAAAUAUAGAAACGACUUAUGAUACACUUGAUCAACUCAGCAGCGAUGUACAUCGAUGUAACAAUCAAAAUUGCAUUCUUGCUUCAGAAUUGAAAGACAUAAAAGAUGCAUAUACAUUAGAGAAUGCUCAUAUUAAUGCGUCAUCACUUAAUCAAAAUGUUUUAAAACACGAUAUGAUAGAUUUGAAAGAAGAGAUAAAUAUUGCGAACGAAAGAAUACAUGAUGAAUACAAUGGAAUGAUGGUAUGGAAAAUAACUGACAUACAUGAAAAAAGAACUGAUGCUCAGUCGGAAAGAAAAACAAGUGUUUAUUCAUAUCCUUUCUAUACUUCAAAGUGCGGGUAUAAAUUAUGUCUUCGACUCUAUCUCAAUGGAGAUGGUGCAGCACGAGAUACUCAUUUAUCGCUUUUUCUUGUCAUUCUUCGUGGUGAAUACGAUGCACUAUUGGAAUGGCCAUUUUCUUAUCGAGUAUCCUUUUGCUUGUGUGAUCAAAGAACAAUGAUUGAAACAAAUGGAACAACUGAACCUAAACAUAUUAUUGAAUCUUUUCGACCUGAUCCUAAUAGUGUAAGUUUCAAAAGACCUACUUCAACAAUGAAUAUUGCAUCUGGCAUUCCAAAAUUCUUCCCAUUAGAUCAAUUCAAUCGACCAGCAAAUGAGAAUUUAUAUGUUGUAAAUGAUACAAUUUUUAUAAAAGCUAUGAUUGAUUUUGCGAAAGUACCUCGUUCACUGCUUCCUUUUAUUUUUCGUAUGGAUAUUUCUUUACCUGAACAUAUAAGACAAAAAUUAAUCGAGAAUGAAAUAGAACGUCGUCAAAUACAAAAUAUUAACUGA